This is a messenger RNA of Xenopus laevis (African clawed frog), 1944 nucleotides long. RefSeq names its product cell division cycle 25A S homeolog (gene cdc25a.S). The record is from RefSeq and is marked provisional. Gene Ontology annotation, cellular component: nucleus; cytoplasm. Gene Ontology annotation, molecular function: protein tyrosine phosphatase activity. Gene Ontology annotation, biological process: positive regulation of G2/M transition of mitotic cell cycle; positive regulation of cell cycle G2/M phase transition; G2/M transition of mitotic cell cycle. NCBI's taxonomy places the organism in Eukaryota, Metazoa, Chordata, Amphibia, Anura, Pipidae.
UCGGAAGCGACGUGUUAAGCUAAACAAGCCGGGAGUCGCUGGUGGGUAAUAGGCCUCCCCGUGCUGCUGAAGGACAUACGAGUGUUUGUCGCUUGCAGGAUGGAGAGGUGUCGCUCUGCUCCGGAUUAUGUCCGACGAUCCAGCCUGACCUGCAAGUUUCUAAGGGAGAAAGACAGGGACCGAAAUGAAUAUCCACAGUUACACUAUCCAGAGCUUUAUAUUUUACAUGGUGGAUAUAAAGAAUUCUUCCAGAAAUGCAAGACCUACUGUAGCCCGCAGAGCUACCGCCCCAUGAACCACGAGGACUAUAAAGAAGACCUGAGAAAGUUCCGCAGGAAGAGCCGGACAUGGGCGGGGGAGAGACGCAAGAGAGAACUGUACAGUCGGCUGAAGAAACUAUGAAACUCCGUGUUUGCACAAUUGUGACUUUCCAAUCACAGAGCAGCUGCACGAGCCACGGAGAUAAAACUCAUCAUGAAACUAAACCUCUUCGGUGCUCCUGUUCUGCUUAGUUUUCUUUGCACAUGAACCUUUCCCUGGAGGUGUCGUAUUAAUUCUAUCAUUCAGCAGUCGUAUCAAUGCGGAGAGUUCUGCACUGCACUGACCAACCGAUAGAAAACUUGCAAAGGUUUCUGUUUGGGUGAGAAUAUAAUGGAGUAUAAACGUCGAUCCCAGAGGUACAAAGUGAAGCCACAGAAUUCCUUAUACUAAAGGUAACAAUGUAGGCUUGUCUGUUGCUCGAUGCACCUGUUACAUUCCUUAUCAUUCAAUCUCACUGACACAACUUCUCUCCCUGCCCAACGCAACAACUCAAAUACAUUUUAAACGGAUUUCCUGCAACUCUGCAUCUUUUCCUAGGAUCUGUUGCAGUCGAACACAGAGCAGGGCUUUGAGGCCUCCCAGUGCAUCUGGAUGUUCUGUUCACUCUUAUCUCCAUUUUAUAGCUGUUUUUAUGAUUCUUUAAAAUUAUUAACUUUAUUUUCUCAAUUUUGAGAAGCUUCUUCCUUUUAAUCAUGGAUUUGCACGACGAGAAAUGUUUUAUACAUUUUUUUUUAAUUAAGAUUUUUUUUUAUUAUUAUUUAAUGUAUUAUUUUGGAAUGUGGUUCCCUUCACCCCAGAGCUGAGUUGAGCUUCCAGGGAAAGGUAUAGGUACUGGUUCAAUAAACAAGGCCAGCAGAAGAGGGAACCUUGAAGGAUGCAGGAUGGUUGGGGUGUCAGUAUGGAUAGUGAUGAAAUGGAUAUGUGAUGUCCAACCUGCAACCCUCAUCUAUUUUACAUUCACUUAUUUUAAAGGUUUACUUAUCCUUUCAACAACUGUCAGCAUUGAGGCCCAGCACAAAUGUACUUGCCCACCUUGUGGCCCCAUUAUCAGGUGUUUGAGCCGGUGUGGUGAUUUAGGGGGGCCUAGAAAACUGACAGAUUAAUUUUUAUCUGUUUUUAAAUGGAGUGACGACAAUGUUUGUGGUGUUUUAAUAUUCAGUUUACGUUUAACCUUACACUUACACGUUUUAUGUAAAGCAUUUUAUGCUCAAAAAAAUAUAGGCAAUUGGAUCCAUAUCCAAGGUUGAGCAUGUGACCGUACAACUCACGGCCCUCGCCAGGGAUUUCUGACCUUUCACUGCCAAAACUCCCUGAGUAUAUCUGUCUCUUUAUUUGAUUUGUACCUGUAACAUGGCACCUUGACCUAACAACCCGUUGCACUUUCACACUGAGUGGUUGUUGAACUAGAAUGUGCAGAGAGUGAUGGAGGGAAGUCACUGACAGGAUAAUCCAUGUGACAGUUGGGUCCGUCCCACUGAGUUCCUUAUGGAAACCUAUAUUUGUAUAAAUGUGACAAUCUUGUGUUAUUCUUGUUACAAGGUUUGUCCUGUAGGAAACAUCCUAUUUGUAAAGCUGCUUUUUCUUCCCACUACAGGAAAAUAAACUGCCUUUUUAAAACCCUAA